Molecule: messenger RNA, 1461 nt
Organism: Iphiclides podalirius (scarce swallowtail)
Lineage: Eukaryota; Metazoa; Arthropoda; Insecta; Lepidoptera; Papilionidae
Source: the annotation of a GenBank genome assembly
AUGGACGAUAGGAGCUACGCUUACGACCCGGUCGGGACCGGCGCGCCAGUCAACCAGCAAGCGUACAGGAUGGAGGCGGGACAGCUGUGGCGGCAGUACGUUAUCGCCGGCAUCGCGAACAUCGCGAUCGCCUCAACUGGGUAUUCCAUGGGAUGGACCUCUCCGAUAAACAUAAAGCUCCAAGACCAGAACUUGACCGACUCCCCCCUCCCCGCGCCCCUGGACACCGACGAAUCCGCCUGGGUGGGCUCCCUGCUUCCAGUGGGAGCGAUUUUCGGCCCCUUCAUUGGCGGUUUGGCCGCAUCGAAGAUCGGACGCAAGUGGGGCCUCCUCAGUUCCGCUAUCCCCCUGUUCCUGGGAUGGAUCCUCGUGGCGGCGGCCACCAACGUCGGCUUCCUGUACGGUGGCAGAAUAUUCUGGGGGAUAGCAGUCGGGAUGCUGUUCACAAUAUCGCCGAUGUACUGCGCCGAAAUCGCGACAGACGACGUGCGGGGUGCCCUCGGCUCCUUCCUUCAGGCGUUCAUCACCCUCGGUUUCCUUCUGGUGUACGGGAUCGGGCCCUUCAUAUCCUACAGCGCGGUCGCCUACGUCGGGGUUGCCUUCGUUGCGGUGUUCACUAUCAGCUUCUACUUCAUGCCGGAGAGUCCGAUGUACUACUUGAUGAAGAAUGACCGCGAGUCGGCAGCCGAAUGCCUGAUGACCAUCCGUGGCCGCUCACGAGCGGGGAUCGAAUCGGAGCUCAGCAAGAUGGCGAACGAAGUCAGCGCGUCAAUGGAGAAGACAGCAACGCUCGCUGACGUCUUCCGAGGCAGCAACUUCAAGGCGUUCUACAUCUCCUGCGCUCUAGUCUUCUUCCAGCAGUUGUGCGGCAUCAACGCCGUGCUGUUCUACAUGAACACGAUCUUCAAGUCGGCCGGCUCGGACCUGGACCCAUCCAUCGCUACCAUCAUCAUUGGUGCCGUCCAGGUCGUCGCUUCAAUGAUAACUCCGUUAGUGGUCGAUAGACUUGGAAGACGCAUUCUGCUGCUGGUAUCAACAUGCGGAACUGCAAUUGGAUUGGCUCUGCUUGGCAUGUACUUCCUGCUGAACGAGCAGAAGAGUCCGGUCGUGUCCAGCAUCGGUUUCCUGCCGAUUCUGUCUCUGGUGCUCUUCAUAGUGACCUACUGCUGGGGUCUGGGCCCCCUGCCGUGGGCGGUCAUGGGGGAGCUGUUCCCGAUCGAGGUCAAGGCCGUCGCAUCGCCCAUCGCCACCGCCUUCUGCUGGAUUCUCUCCUUCUUGGUCACCAGGUACUUCGAGCCCAUCGCAAAUGCAGUGGGCAUGUACGUGGCCUUCUGGCUCUUCGGCGUCUGCUGCGUUCUCGGCUUCUUCUUCACGCUGUUUCUGGUGCCCGAGACGAAGGGCAAGAGCCUGCAGGAGAUCCAGGACAUGCUCGCCGGCAGGAAAUCAAAACCAGAGAAGGCA